Corythoichthys intestinalis (scribbled pipefish) is the source of this 8027-nucleotide messenger RNA. RefSeq names its product XK related X-linked (gene xkrx). The record is from RefSeq and is a predicted model, not a curated record. Lineage: Eukaryota; Metazoa; Chordata; Actinopteri; Syngnathiformes; Syngnathidae. The transcript is spliced from 3 exons. Gene Ontology annotation, cellular component: membrane. Bases 486 to 1922 code for a protein of 478 amino acids.
CGCUAGCUUGCCUGCCCUUUAUAUAUACACAACGAAAUCACCCGCACAGAGGGUGCAUACCAUUAAACAGCUGAAAACACUACCAUCCGCAAUCACGGCAAACGUUCACCGCUGUUCCGAAAGCGUAUAUCGGACGAGCGGGCAAGAAUGAAGACAUUUGGAAGGUUUUGGCGUGGAUUCAAUUGACAGCGUGACGCGGCGGAACUUCCACGCCGACUGACCGAGCGAGCGUCACCGACGCCGGUCGGGGACACGGUGCAAGUCACUGGACAAGCUGCUAAGGGCGUUUCCGGUUCACAUCGCUUUAAAACUUGGCGUUUAUACCAUUUUCAACACUGGAAAUAAAAGAAGAACAAUGGUGGCAGGUUGGAGAGACAGCGACGAAGAAUUUAGCGUUCAACUAGUAGACGCUAAAGUUCCUUCGUUUGAAAAUCUGCGUGGUUAAAACAUUCAAAAAAGAUUUUAAAAAAAUUUUUUGACUCGCUAUGGAAGAGCAAGAGAGAGAGAUUUCCUACACGGAGCCCUCGGUUUCGGGCAGCGCGGUUAUGUUGGUGGUGAAUCCGAGUCGAGUGCGCCCCCCGCUGGGUGUGGUACUCGCCACGGUGCUGUACUGCGCGGAGCUGCUCAACGCCGCCGUGCUGUGCAGCAACUACCGCCGCACGGACGACGAGCACUGGCUGGGCUUCACCAUCGCCUUCAUGCUCCUGCCGGCCGUGCUCAUCCAGUUCACCCUCAUCUUCAUCCAUAGGGACGUGGACCGAGACCGGCCACUGGUCCUUCUGCUGCACUUGCUUCUCCUGGGACCCGUCAUCAGGUGUUUUGACGCCCUGGUGGUUUACUUCCGAGCUGGCAGGAAGGAGGAGCCUUAUGUGACCAUCACCAGGAAGAUCUACUUGAAGAGGGGCGAGCAGACGCGCACCGAAUGCGAAGUCAGCCGCUCGGAGCGCAUCCUGGCCACGCACAGGAACGCCUUCAAGCGCACCAGUGUCAUCCAGGCCUUCCUGGGCUCCACGCCGCAGCUUACGCUCCAGCUCUACGCCACCAUCCAGGAAAAGUACAUCCUCCCCGUACGAUUGACUCUGAUGAUCAUCACACAAAUCUCCGUCAUAUACGGGGCCCUGGUAUGCAGCGUGCUAGCCAUCGAGAUCCGCUACGACGACUACAAAGUGCGCUUCCGGGUACCCGCUUACCUGUGCAUGAUCCUGUGGCGAGGGCUGGAGAUCUCCACGCGCAUCACCGCUCUGGUCCUCAUGAGCACGGCGCUCACCCACUGGGUUAUCCUGGUGGGCAUGGCCAACCUUCUCUUCUUCUUCUUCUUGCCCUGGGCUGAAUUCUGGGCCAAGAAGGGCUCCUUGGCCCAGGACGUGGAGAAGAACUUCUCCAAAUUGGGCACGGUGGUGGUGCUGUGCCUCUUCACGCUGCUCUACGCAUGCAUCAACGUUUUCUGCUGGUCGGCCGUGCAGCUGGACCUCGGCCACGCCGAGCUCAUCGACCGCAAGCAACGCUGGGACCGGCUGGCCAUGUACUACGGCGCGCGUUUCGCCGAGAACCUUCUGCUCAUCACGCUGUGGUACUUCUUCAAGUCGGACUUCUACGAGUACGUCUGCGCGCCGCUGCUGGCCGUCCAGCUGGUCAUCUGCUACAGCCUGGCCGUGCUCUUCAUGCUGAUCUUCUAUCAGUUCUUCCACCCGUGCCGAAGCCUCUUUCAUUACAACAUCCAUGACUGCUUGAGGUGCGUCUGCUGCCGGCCAGUGGCGGGACAGAACACCGGGCGGGCCGGGAAAAUGGCUCCUUCCUACUCCACCGCCGCCACCAUGGUGCUGAUGCCCGACGAACCCCUCGGACUGCUGUCGGAAGACCCGGACGGCAACGCGGAUCAGCAGGAGACGGCGAUCCUGGACGAUAUUACGGAAUAUCCCUGAGAUGCCGGUCGUAGGGACACCUGUAUUAUGUCGUUCCCAAUGCGAUUUCAUGAAAUCGGUCCGAGAAAUUUGUUUAGCUAUGCAGAAAAAUUAAAUGAUCUUUCAUUUGACGACAGAAGAUAAGAAAUGACGCAGCUAUUUUGUUGUUGUUUUUGUUUGGGUACGCGCUGUAUGGUGGAAUAUGUUCAGAUUGUAGAUAAAGGUCGACCGAUAUAGAAUUUUCGAAGCCCGAUUUAUCUAAAAAAAAGCGAAUGUCUUAAAGCAAGCUGUUUUUGAAAGGUACUUAAAACGCUCAUUAGAUAACUGUCCAUAUUCAAGGUUCAUUUUUUCUAAGGCUAACUCCUUUGGUAACACUGGCCACUAGGUGGUGCAAAAUUCCUAUUAACAAAGAGAAUCACCCAUAGAGUGAACAUAAGUUAUUCUAUUAUAUCGGCUGAUUUUGAGCGAUCUUGAAAAAUGUCCAACUAACAGCCCGAUAUAUCGGCCGACCUUUUAAAGAAAGAUCAUGACCAAAACAGGGAACAUAGCGGGGGUGAUCGGAGUUCACAUAUCGGCCCGAUAUAUUGGCCGACCUUUAUAAGAAAGAUCAUCACCCAAACAGGGUGAUCGGAAUUUGUGUAUAAGCCCGGUAUAUCGGCCUUUCUUAAAGAUCAUCACCCAAACAGUGAACAUAACCAUUUUCUUGUCAGUCGACCUGAGCCGAUAUAUCGGCCCACCUUCAUGGCAAAGGUCACCCAAACUGUUAUCCUGUUAUAUCGGCUGAUUUUGAGCCAUCUUGAAAAAAGUCCAUCUAUCAACCCGAUAUAUCGGCUGACUUUUAUAAGAAAGAUCAUCACCCAAACAGUAAAAAGGGUGACCUGAGUUCAUAUAUCGGCCCGAUAUAUCGGCCGACCUUUACUGUAAGUGAUCUUAUUAUAUCGGCUGAUUUUGAGCUAUCUUAAAAAGUUCGUCCCUCGGCCUGAUUUAUCGGUUGUCCUUCGUAAGAAAGAUCCUAACCGUUUUCCUAUCAUGCAAUCUGAGUUCAUACUUCAGCCCGAUAUAUCGGCCGACUUUUGUAUGAAAGAUCAUCACCUAAACAGUGAACAUAACCGUUUUCCUAUCAGGCGAUCUGAGAUCAUAUUUCAGCCCGAUAUAUCGGCCUUUCUUAAAGAUCAUCACCCAAACAGUGGACAUAAGUUAUUCUAUUAUAUCAGCUGAUGUCGGGCGGUUUUGAAAAAAGUCCCUCUAUCGGCCUGAUUUAUCAGCCAACCUUUAUAAGAACGAUCAUCAUCCAAACAGUGAAAAUAUAUCGGCCGACCUUUAUUAGAAGGAUCACCCAAACAGUGGACAUAUUCUAUUAUAUCGGCUGAUAUCGGGCGAUCUUUAUAAGAUCACCUAAACUAAGUUAUUGUAUGAUAUCUGCUGAUUUCGGGUGUUCUUGAAAAAAGUCCAUGUAUCGACCCGAUAUAUCGGCCGACCUUUAUAAGAAAGAACAUCACCCAAACAGCGAACAUAACCAAUUUUCUAUCGUAUCGGGCCAUUUGAGUUCAUAUUUAGGCCCGAUAUAUCAGUAUAUCAGUGAACGUAAGUUAUUCUAGCUUCUAUAUUGGCUGAUAUUGGGCGAACUUCAACAAAGUUCAUAUAUCGGCCGACCUUUAUAAGAAAGAUAACCCAAAUUGUGAGUUAUCAUAUGAUGUUGCCUGAUAUCGGGUGUUCGUGGAAAAAAAAAACAGUCCAUCUAUCGGCUUGAUAUAUCGGCCAACCUUUGUCAGAAAGAUCAUCACCCAAACAGGGGACAUAAGUUAUUCGAUUAUAUCGGGCGAUCUUGGAAAAAAAAAAAAAUCAGUGUAUCGGCCGACCUUUUUAAGAAAGAUCAAAUAAAAAUCAAUUUCAGAAAAAAAAAUAAACUGUGAACAUAAGUUAUUCUAUUAUAUUGGCUGAUAUCGGGCGAUCUUGAAAAACGUUCAAAUAUCGACCCGAUAUAUCGGCCGACCUUUUUUAGAAAGAUCAUCACCCAAACAGUGAACAGAGGUCAUCCUAUCAUAUCGGAUGAUAUCGGGCGAUCUUGGAAAAAAAGUCCAUAUAUUGGCCCUAUAUAUCGGUUGACCUUCAAUUAUUAAUUGGAAGCGUUCCAUUAGAAUUAACCGGAAAUUUAGGAAGGAUGGCUAACUUGUGGUUGGCAUAUCUGCCUCAGUUUUAGGUUAGGGUUCCCUCUAGGGGUGUGACAAUAUAUCGGUAAGGUGAUACGCUAUAUCACAAUACUUUAUUUCACAAUAAAGUCUAUGUCCGUCAAUGGCAGUAAAUUUUCAGGUCAAUUGCUGUUGAUUGUUUUGUCACUUCCUGUUGAUUUUGGGUCAUUUAUGGGUCACCAUUUCGAUAUUUUGACGCACCCCUAGCAAGGUGGCGACUAAAUUUUUACACUUGAAUAGUUUUUAUGGUAACUCACUGCAUUGACUGCACUAGGCGUCCAAUUAGGGGAAAGAAUCGGGAGCUGCUGAAAUGUCCCAGAUUAAUAUGUGGAAUAUAUUUGGAUAUAUGGAACAAUCCUGGGUUUACAUAGUGCAGGUGUACCUACCGAAAAGAAAUCAUGUUCGUUGGACAUUUAUUUUGCUUGCCUUUCCUUCCCGAAGUGGAUUUUGCACCCCCUCAAGAAUGUAGCCUAUAUGGGACAAAGAGUGCCUUGAGAGCAGGUGCGCUAUGGACACGAGCCAAAAAGUUCAUCCGAACCCAGCCUUCGGAACCUCGCAUCAUCAUACGGAAAGAGGACAAAGUCAGAGGAAUUAGGUUUUCUCAGCCGGUUGUCGAACUGCUUCGACCGGCUGAGACGUGGCCUCGCCUUACUGAAACUGGUUUUGGGUCUAGGAGGAAAACGACAAGAUCUGUGGGAAAGAGACCUAUCGUUAGCCUCGUAGCAUAAUUGCCGAAAUCAUAUUUCACUGGUUUUGGAAAACAAAACUACGAAUACUGUACUGUUGUACAGUAGGACAAAAAAAAACAUUUCCAUUUAACCUGUGGCCAACUUGAAAGCUUUUACAAAGUGACAGAAUGCAGAUGGUAUAGUAUAGUAUAAAUAUUAUUAUAGUACACGAAUACGAUACCAAUACUGUACUAAUAGUAUAGUAUAAGUAUUAGUAAUAGUUUAGUACUGGUAUAAGUAUCAGUAUAGUAUAAGUACAGUAUUGUAUAAGCAACUGUAUAGUAUAGUUGUAAGUAUUAGCAUGAGUUAAUAGUAUAAGUAAUAGUUAUAAGUAUUGGUAUAAGUAUCAAUAUAGUAUAAGUACAGUAUUGUACAAGUAACAGUAUAGUAUAGUUAUAAGUAUUAGCAUUAGUUAAGUCAUAUGUACAGUAUAAGUAAACAAAAAUAAUACUUAUAACUAUACUAUUAUACUAUAUUAAGUAUAACUAUUAUAACGACACUAAUCAUACUAAUACUGUACUUUACUAAUACUAUACCUAUAUUAACGCUAAUACUUACAACUAUAUUAUUAUACAGUACUAUACUUACACUAAUACUUAUAACUAUACCAAUAUUUAUACUGUACGAUACUAAUACUUAUAACUAUACUAAUGCUAAUACUUAUAACUUUCCUAUACUGUUACUUAUAUCUGUACUAUACUGUACAUAUACUGUAGUUAUAAGUAUUAGUAAUAGUAUAAGUAUUAGUAAUAGUUUAGUUUACUACAUUACAUUAUCGUAUAAGUAAUAGUUAUACUAUACUGAUACUUAUACCAGUACUUAUAAGUACAGUAUUGUAUAAGCAACUGUAUGGUAUAGAUAUAAGUAUUAGCAUUAGUUAAUAGUAUAAGUAAUAGUUAUAAGUAUUGGUAUAAGUAUCAAUAUAGUAUAAGUACAGUAUUGUACAAGUAACAGUAUAGUAUAGUUAUAAGUAUUAGCAUUAGUUAAUAGUUAUAAGUAUAGUAUAAGUAAACAAAAAUAAUAUUUAUAACUAUACUAUUAUACUAUAAUAAGUAUAACUAUUCUUAUAACGACACUAAUCAUACUAAUACUGUACUUUAUUAUUACUAAUACUAUACCUAUAUUAACGCUAAUACUUACAACUAUAUUAUUAUACAGUACUAUACUUACACUAAUGCACUAAUGGGGUGGCGUGGCUCAGUGGUAGAGUAAUUGUCCCCCAACCCGGAGGUUGUGGGUUCGAUUCUUCACCCUGAUGAACUCGUCUAAGUGUCCUUGAGCAAGACACUGAACCCCACGUUGCUCCUGGUGCUGCGUCACCAGUAGGUGGAUGGUGAGAUAGUGCAAAGCGCUUUGAGCGCCUUCAAAGGUGGAAAAGCGCUAUAUAAGCGUAACACCAUUUACCAUAAUGCUUAACUAUACCAAUAUUUAUACUGUACGAUACUAAUACUUAUAACUAUACUAAUGCUAAUACUUUUAACUUUCCUAUACUGUUACUUAUAUCUGUACUAUACUGUACAUAUACUAUUACUAAUACUUAUAACUAUACUAUUAUACUGUACUAAUACUUAUAACUGUUCUUAUAACUAUACUUAUACUAUACUAUAACUAAUACUAUACUAUACCUAUACUAACGCUAAUACUUAUAACAUUACUUACGCUAAUACUAAUAUACUGUACGAUACUAAAAAUACUAUACUAAUGCUAAUGCUCAUACGUUUACUAUGCUAAUAAUGUAAUACUAAUACUAUAUCAUACUAUACUAUACAUAAUUUUCAUGUCACAAUUUGGCCUAAAAAAAAAGACUUCAGCAAUUAUGCAUUGAGGCUAACAAUAUGAUUUUGACCUGAAUGAGCAAAUACAUUUACAAUUGUUGAACUAAGUCAUUUUUUGUGGAAAAGCAGGGAAAAUCGCUACUAAAAAUAAUUUGGGAGUUGACGGCUUCAGGGUGAAAUUUUAAGAUGAUCAUAAAAUACAGAUGAAAUAAACUUGAGGCAAGUGACUAUUUUUGGUCUUAUAAAAAGCUUAACUUAAAUACAAUUACUGGUAAUGAAGAUCUUGCAAUAGUUUUUUAAAAUUAUUAUUAUUGCUGUGAUUUUUGGACUAUACAGUAAGCUGCACCCACCAAAUUUCACAACAAAAUAGUAGUCAUUUCUAUAUAAGCUGCACUGGACGAUAAGCCGCAGGUUUAUUCAGACCUAAACACUACAAAAAAUUUUAACUGGGUACACAAAAAAACAACAACUUGAUACCAUUUUUGUAACUACUAAAAAAAGCUGUUUAAUUAACUCUUUCAGUACACUCCAAAAAUUAUGGAAAAUAACUUUUUUUGAGGUUUUGAGUAAGAACAUCUAAACUAUAUUCGGAGGAGUUAGAAGUAUUAACAUCCAAUUUACAUUAACAUUCAAUUUAUGCUCAUCUUAAAACUUCCAAAGGAAUCGCCGAAUAUUUCCCAACUUUUUCAUAGUCGUGUACUGUAAUGUAAAAUGUUCCUGUAAUUACUCAUCCACUUGUCUACAUUUCGUACACUGAGUCAGCUUCUAAUUUCUCACCAUUUUAUUGUUUACUUUUUUUGUGGUCGGUGCCUUGAUUGUAUGAGUUGAAAUUUUAAUAAAUUAAAAGAGUUUUUCCUAACCCUUUCAUGCAUGAGUUGAAUGUUCUUGUUCUGUUCAAAUUAGGGCUGUCAAAAUUAUCGCGUUUACGGGCGGUAAUUAAUUUUUUUAAUUAGUCACGUUAAAAUAUUUCACGCAAUUAACGCACAUGCCCCGCUCAGAUAGAUUUAAAUGACAGUACAUUGAAAUGCCCACUUGUUAAUUGUGUUUUAUGGAGUUUUGCUGCCCUCUGCUGGCGUUUGGGUUUGACUGAUUUUAUAGGCUUCAGCACCCCAUGAGCAUUGUGUAAGUAAUUAUUGACAUCAACAAUGGCGGGCUACUAGUUUAUUUUUUGAUUGAAAAUUUUACAAAUUUUAUUAACACGAAAACAUUAAGAGGGGUUUUAAUAUAAAAUUUAUAUAAGUUGUACUAACAUUUAUCUUUUAAGAACUACAAGCGUUUCUAUCCAUGGAUCGCUUUAACAGAAUGUUAAUAAUUUUAAUGCAAUCUUGUUGAUUUAUUGUUAUAAUAAACAAAUAGAGUCCUUAUGUACCGCAUGUUGAAUGUAUAUAUCCAUCUUGUGUCCUAUCUUUCCAUUCCAACAAUAAUUUACAGAAA